AUGGUUGCAGGAGGUGCUAUCCCGGAGAUGUCCGAGAUCUCCUACGGCCCUUCAGGCUACAAGGGCUUGGUGAAGGAACCAUACAUUUUUGCUCUUGCCUGUCUGGCUAGCAUAGGAGGUUUACUUUUCGGUUACGAUCAGGGUGUCAUUAGUGGUGUCUUGGUUAUGCAUGACUUCGGCAAAAAGUUUCCAACACUUGCCAAUGAUCCUACUCUUCAAGGAUGGAUGGUUUCUGUCUUGACUCUGGGUGCUAUGUUUGGCGCUUUUGCCAAUGGGCCUAUUACGGACGCCAUCUCACGUCGCUGGUCCCUCCUCGUUGCAAACAUUGUUUUCUUGCUUGGAUCUGCUCUUCAAGCUGGUGCUGUCAAUGUACCCAUGAUAUUCGUAGGUCGCUUCAUUGCUGGUCUGUCGAUCGGGCAGCUUUCCAUGGUCGUUCCACUCUACCUCAGUGAGCUAUCGCCUCCAAAUAUUCGUGGCAGUCUCAUCGCUCUUCAGCAGCUAGGUAUAACGGUUGGAAUCAUGGUUGCCUUCUGGUUGGACUAUGGAACACAGUUCAUUGGGGGUCGCGGAGAAGGACAGUCACCAGCUGCAUGGCGUUUCCCGCUCGCUUUCCAAGUUGUUCCGUCUCUCAUUUUGGCCGUUGGAACCUUCUUCCUUCCAUAUAGCCCACGUUGGCUGAUGGAGAAAGGCCGUGAGGAAGAGGCAUUUGCUAGUCUUCUCCGCCUACGUCGUGUAUCUGCUGAUGAUCAAAGAGUCAAGCUGGAGCUUGCUGAGAUCAAGGCCGCGACCAUUUUCGACCGCGAGAGCACGGCUGAACGAUUUCAUGGCGUUAACUCCUCGUUCAGCAUUGCUAUUCGCCAGUAUGUGGAGCUAUUCACGGCCAAACACCUGCGCCAGCGCAUGAUCAUCGCUUGCCUGUUGCAAAUCAUCCAGCAAUUCACGGGGAUCAACGCCAUUAUAUACUAUGCGCCUCAGAUCUUCAAGGCGAUCGGUCUCAGUGGCAAUUCAGUCGACCUUCUCGCUACAGGCGUAGUCGGCAUCAUCAACUUCUUUUCCACAAUUCCCGCGCUCAUGUUUCUUGACAGAUGGGGCCGGCGCAAGGUUCUCAUGAUCGGUGCUACUGGCAUGGCCAUUGCGCAGCUCAUUGUCGGAACCCUCUUUGCCGUCUACAAGGACAGCUGGAGUUCACACAGAGCUGCCGGCUGGGCUGCAGCUGUUUUCAUUUGGAUAUAUAUUAGCAACUUUGCAUUCUCGAUUGGAUGCGUCAACUGGAUCAUGCCGUCCGAGAUUUUCCCUCCUGGAGUGCGUGGCAAGGCCGUCGGUGCUGCCAUCUCGACCAACUGGUUGACGAACUUUAUCGUUGCACUCAUCACGCCUCGCAUGCUUAAGUCUAUUACUUUCGGAACUUUUUAUUUCUUCCUCGUAUUCUGCAUCAUCCUAUUCGUCUGGGUUUUCUUUUUCGUUCCCGAAACCAAGGGCGUGCCUAUUGAAGAAAUGGACAGAAUUUUCGGAGGAAACGAAGCCGAAAAGGAUGCUCAACGUAUGGCAGCCAUUCGUGCGAGGCUCGGGAUGGGUAACCAACCAGAGUCUUCUGUCGAAGAAGUCCUGGCCACCAAGGAGGUUUCUUCCAUGAAAAUUGAGUCCGCUUGA
Messenger RNA from Verruconis gallopava, 1650 nucleotides. RefSeq lists its product as uncharacterized. The coding region runs from base 1 to 1650 and encodes 549 amino acids. Gene Ontology annotation, molecular function: carbohydrate:proton symporter activity. Lineage: Eukaryota; Fungi; Ascomycota; Dothideomycetes; Venturiales; Sympoventuriaceae. The record is from RefSeq and is a predicted model, not a curated record. The transcript is spliced from 7 exons. Gene Ontology annotation, biological process: transmembrane transport; carbohydrate transport. Gene Ontology annotation, cellular component: membrane.